CGCAAAUCGCAUCGGAACUAAACAUUUCUUCCGUAAAGCGCGCUCGAGUAUCAAAUGACUAUCUGAACAAUCUAGUGUUAGAUCGAGUGUGUACUUUAUCUGUAUUUUCUUUACAGUCGGGGAAGUUACGUCCAUGAAGUAAUCAGUGUCCUUAACACGUGCAUCCGUUCAACAUUUGAGUUUUGGCCAUGGAUGAGUUAAGGGAGAGGAACAUUGUUCUUGCAAAAAUAUGUGAACAAGCUGAACGAUAUGAUGAAAUGGUCAAAGCUAUGAUUGAGAUAGCUACGAAUAGCGAAACUGAGCUAACAGUCGAAGAACGAAACCUUCUAUCUGUCGCAUACAAAAACGUCAUUGGUGCCCGCCGAUCAUCGUGGAGAAUAAUAAAUUCAAAGGAGAGCCAAGAUGAAGCUAAGGGGUCAGACGAAAUACAUAUUACCAAGAGAUUUCGAGAAGAAGUGGAAAAAGAGUUAGACGAAAUAUGCACGAGUAUUUUGAACCUUCUGGAUAAUUGCCUGUUACCAAAAGCUGUUUCAGACGAAUCAAAAGUCUUCUUAAAUAAAAUGAGAGGCGAUUAUUAUCGCUAUAGAGCCGAGUAUUCUGUCGGGAACCAAAGAAAAGAUGCAGCCGAAAACAGUCUUUGUGCAUAUAAAAAAGCGGCAGAGGAUGCUGAAAAACUUCCCAUUACUCAUCCUAUUCGACUAGGUCUUGCUCUAAACUUUUCAGUGUUUUAUUAUGAGAUUCUUAAUAACUGUGAACAAGCGUGCAAGUGUGCAAGAGUAGCGUUUGAUUCGGCUAUCGCUGAACUAGAUACAUUAUCGGAAGAAAGCUACAAAGAUUCAACAAUAAUUAUGCAACUAUUAAGGGAUAAUCUUACACUUUGGACCUCAAAUAAUGAAGGCGAAAAGGAUACUGCUGCUUCUCCUAAGGGUGAUAAGAAGUGACCAUUGACUUUCUAUCCACUUUCUCACCAUAGUAAUACUGAUUGCUUCUUUUUACUCUGUGGAUAUCUCUGGUCAGUAUUUGUAUUCUGCUAAAAUUGUGCAGAGGUUAUUCAAUAUAGAACAAUUUGUCUAACUUUUCUGCUGUUUUUUAAUGCUUACCUUGGGUCCUACUAGGGCUUUUGGAACUUAUUUUGUUUCAAGUCAACAUAAUAACAAAGGUUUUUUGGAUGAAACUAUGAAUUUGAAGUGGGGAGCGAGUACACGGUAAAUCUGAAGACGGAUAGACCUAAAAAGUGCUGUAAGCAUUGCGUUUUCGAGAUCUAAGAGUGUAAUUCAAUCUAUCUGAUAAGAAAGAAAUGGGCCUAUUCUUCACUGAUUCGUAAAUCUAGUGCAUCCGAUAAAAAGUAGUUAGCAUUUAUAAGAAAACUAGGUAGACCUGGAAGUUAUGUUUGAAAUACAAAAGAAAUAGUUGUGCACGAAGGUGGGUUGAUUGUCCUAGAUACUUUCAAGAGGUAUUGAUCCACUUUUAUUGCCAUGAUAUUCUCUUUUGACAACCACAGAUGAAUCACAAACUUAUAUUUUAGUGUCCUUAUUUAUUUACUUAUUUAUUUUAACACAUAGAUAUUGGUACAAGGAGGCACCAAAUACAUAUGCGCCACACAAAUCUCAUUUGAUAUAUGUGAGGGCUGUGAUACUGCCCGGGUGCCCAAACCGAAGCAGGUGGCUUUCUUAGGGGGCUACACCCGGAGCCUUUGACCUGAAGGUCUGAUCCACAAGGCAGUGGAGCGUCGUACGGAGAUGCAGUUCCAUGGUAGCCGGUGACCAACGAUUGGUUCACACGCCACUUGUUCCUUCAGGAUCCUGGAGCCCAUGUGCACCAUUGGUUUGGAAUCAGGGUUUCCCAACUCCCCUAGGUGAACUCUCCAUGUCCACCAACCCGGUUAAAGCGCCAGACACUCUUUCCGUCCUCUCAAUUUCGUAAACAACACCCCCUCCACGAGAAGGCAGUGAGUGGGAAUUCCCUGGCAGAGGCUACAUACGCGUGACCAUGUGGAAGCAUUUGGAGAGGGAGAGCAGACUCUCCUCACUCGGCCGUACCAGGGUAUUUGGGGGCGGAUAAAUCUUUCGCCUUUUGGUGUCCAGGAACAUGGACAUGCUUUCUGACGUCCUACUACAAUGGCGUUCCUUGACCUCAAGGUACCAUCCAACUCCAGUGAUUGAGAGAAUCUGUUGCAUCGUUUUUCGUCAAAAGGUAUAUUGAAGAAGUACAUCAACCUUGUAAGGCUUUCUACUCGAACACUAUUGGUUGAGUCAGCUUAUUGCAAGCUGUCAUCGGAAUUGUUCAUCAGGCCUGUCCGCUUUUCCAAUUUUUGUUUAUAUUCGUCAUAGACACACUUUUAAAGAUAACACUUGCAUCAUCUGACUUCAAGGAUUGAUAUUCACUUGUUGACUUAGAAUACACAGAUAAUAUAGUUCUUUUUGGUGACAAAAUGCAGAGUUUUCUGACCUUAGGCAACAAUGCAAACUUGCUUGGGAUGCGGUUUUCCCCUUUUGGAUUCAAAAUAUCACUUCAAGAUAAGCUCCCAAAUUAAUGAUGGGGAGUAAAGUAGAUGAAGUUAUCGAUUGCUCCACUUAUAAUGGCAGCCUCACCAGUCCUGAUGGAUUGGAGUCUGACUAAAUUCAGAAGACGACUGGCUUUUGCCAACUGGCGUCACUUGUAGACUAAGUGAGUUAUCCGUCUUCCAACCACAGUGUGAGUUUAUUAUACAGCAG
Messenger RNA from Schistosoma haematobium, 2714 nucleotides. RefSeq lists its product as uncharacterized. Bases 189 to 941 code for a protein of 250 amino acids. The transcript is spliced from 6 exons. Gene Ontology annotation, biological process: signal transduction. Gene Ontology annotation, cellular component: cytoplasm. NCBI's taxonomy places the organism in Eukaryota, Metazoa, Platyhelminthes, Trematoda, Strigeidida, Schistosomatidae. The record is from RefSeq and is a predicted model, not a curated record.